UCUCUCUCUCUAAAACGCCAUCAUCUACCGCUUCCAAGUCCUACAAGAACCCAUUCCCUCCCUCAUAGCCCCCACUCUUCUCCACUUCUCAAACUUCGAACUUCAUCACGCUUUCUCUCAACUCUUCCCUCAAACCAUAAAUCACAUUCUCUCCAAACAAACUCUUCCUCCGACCAACAUGGCAAUUGAAAACCAUGACACUGCUGUCAGAGAAAUCAAGCCCAAGAACAGGAGAAUCAUGGGUGCUGGAGGUCCUGAUGAUGAGGACAAUAGGUGGCCACCAUGGUUGAAGCCACUGCUCAAAGAGAGCUUCUUUGUUCAAUGCAAGUUACAUGCUGAUUCUCACAAGAGUGAAUGCAACAUGUAUUGCUUGGACUGUAUGAACGGCCCUCUCUGCUCUCUCUGCCUCGCCCACCACAAGGAUCACCGUGCAAUCCAGAUUAGGAGGUCCUCAUACCAUGAUGUGAUCAGGGUUUCUGAGAUUCAGAAGGUGUUGGACAUCACUGGUGUCCAAACCUACAUUAUCAACAGCGCAAGGGUGGUGUUUUUGAACGAGAGGCCUCAGCCAAGGCCAGGAAAAGGGGUCACAAACACAUGUGAAGUCUGCGAGCGAAGCCUUCUUGAUUCUUACCGCUUCUGUUCUCUUGGUUGCAAGAUUGUUGGAACAUCUAAGAACCCACAGAAGAAGAAGAAGCAGUCAACGGCAAUGUCAUCAGAUUCUGAGGAUUCAUACAGUAGCAACAGCGUCCAUGGCCUGCAGAAAAACUGCAAAGUUCAGAGCUUCACACCGUCCACUCCACCUCCAACUUCGGUUAAUUACAGAACUGCCAAGAGAAGAAAGGGAAUACCGCACCGAGCCCCAAUGGGGGGACUAAUCAUAGAGUAUUAGAUAGUGGGUAUUUUUAGGUUAUUUGCUAUAAUGCCCUUGGAUAUAAAUAUAAUGCUAAUGCAAGUGUUUCGACGAGGUUUCACCGUUCCAAUACUCGAGCUUUUCUAGGCCAGUAUUGGAACUGUCACCUUCUGUUCUUUAAUGUUUCCUGUAGCAGUUUCUAGCGUCUUGUAUAUAUAUAUUUAUAAUAUAUAUAUAAAGUCCAAUAGAACUGGAAAAGGCUGAAGAAGAAGUAGUGAAAAUAAGACACCUGUGAAAUAGUUGAUGGUGCUGUGAUCAAAACAAUGGCGUGUAGCAAAAUAAUAGGCAAGGCUCUUUUCGACCUAGCUAAGAUGAUGAUAAGGACUUAUAGGUUUGGUUUCUAAGGUAAUUAUACCUAAGUUUUGGGGUAGAGGAUGUACAUAGUGGCUAAGUGAGUUGGGGGAUGAGGACAAAUGAAAUGAUGACAAUGUACUUCUUGGAAAAUAGGUGGUAUGUCUAAAUUAUAUGAGAAUAGCAGAAUAAAGAUAUAUAUUAUUGCAAA
Vigna radiata var. radiata (mung bean) is the source of this 1412-nucleotide messenger RNA. RefSeq lists its product as uncharacterized. The record is from RefSeq and is a predicted model, not a curated record. The coding region runs from base 179 to 889 and encodes 236 amino acids. Lineage: Eukaryota; Viridiplantae; Streptophyta; Magnoliopsida; Fabales; Fabaceae. The transcript is spliced from 4 exons.